Tuber melanosporum (Perigord truffle) is the source of this 2379-nucleotide messenger RNA. RefSeq lists its product as uncharacterized. The transcript is spliced from 6 exons. The coding region runs from base 185 to 2281 and encodes 698 amino acids. The record is from RefSeq and is a predicted model, not a curated record. Lineage: Eukaryota; Fungi; Ascomycota; Pezizomycetes; Pezizales; Tuberaceae.
CGCUCCAUAUCACAUUGCAUAUUCAUCUCGGCGAGAGAGACGGACUAGGCUCUGUUUCCUACUCAUUCUCACACUUAUUACUUAUUACUUGUACCUACCACUCUUCUUCCUGUACCUAUCCUUUCAAUUCAUUAUACGUAUUCACUCGCACUCAAACGUUCUCACACGCUUUCAAUAAGAAAAGAUGUCACCAUCCCUCAAACGAAAGUCCAACCCGCGGGCCCCACAUACUCCCUCCAAACGACUGCGAACAGAUGGCCUCUUCACUCCGCGAGUGAAGGCUCCUACCGGUGCCAGUCGAUCCAUUCCCCGAGCUUCAAGAUACCAACCUUCCUCAGCAAGCCCUGCUAAGCGUACCUUGGACGAAGAACAUGUUGAACAAGGCCUAAGCAGUAAAGUCCGAAUCCUAAACAACCGGGAAUGCCUCUACCUCUUACCUUCACGCAAGUCAUUGCCAGUACCAGUGCCAGCACUACAGAGGAAGGUCAAGCCUCGCAGCCCAGUCAAGGACGCUAUAAUUGCCAGACUAUCACGACGUAGAGCUAUCCUUUUACGAAAACAGAAACUGGAGCGUAUGAUGGAGCGUAUGGAUUCCGACAAUGUAUAUUACUUCUCCGAAGGCCUCUCAGAUAACAUCAAGCUUUUCACCUCACGCAGUCCCGCUUCCUUCUCAAGCUUCAGCGUAGAGAUCGCAGAUUUGGAUAUGGACAUUGAGGAGCCAACGGGUGCUACCACCAUCACUUCUGAUAGUCCUUCUCAGUCAGCUUCUGACCCUGAGUCGCUCGUCGAAGAGAAGAUUGAGACGGACGCACCUGAGGAGGGGGCUACCAAGAAGAGCGGGGAUGCGGACGAGGAAUUGGUCCGGGAUCCUGGGUCCAAGCCGGAGGAGAGAAAAGAGGAAGAGAAGGACUCAAUGAAAGAUGCUGAAGCCGAGCCGGAGGAAGAGGUUUUGAUGAAGGACGACGAAGCUGAAGAGAAAAAGGAAGACGUGAAGGAGGCGUCCGAAACCCUAUCAACCAUGGACAAACUUGUAAGCGACCGAGUUAAGGAGCGGCUUGGGGAAGAUGGCAUGAUUUGCCUUAAUGUUAAGACAAAGAAAGUUGGAGAAGAGGAAAGCACAGCAGCGAGGAAAAGCCCUAUAAAGAAGAAAGUCAAGGUUGUCCUGCCACCGACUCUCGAGGAGGAAGAUGAGGAAGAAAAAGAGUUAGAGUCGCCCAAGAAGCGGAAUUCGAGGCCUUCUGGUCUACGAAAGAAGAGAGAAGAGGCGGAUGAUUCGUCCGAUUCAGAAAGAGAGGAUAGAGAGGAGAAGCCCAGACGAAGAAGCUCGAGAUCUAGCGUUAGAAAGAAGUACGAAGAUUCCAAUCCCUCGGAUACCGAGAAGGACGGCGAUAAACGGGAGGAGGAGGGAGAGGAAGCAACUACUCAUCCAGACAAGAUGGAAGAAGAUGCAGACGCAGAUGCAGAGAGUACCGGGAGCAGUGGGGAAGAUACAGACAUGAGCACUGAUGACGAAGCUCCCACCGAGACCACUGAGGAAGAGGAUGUGGCCAUGAGUGAGGAUGGCGACGACUCGGGCGAUUCGAGGGACAAUUCGGAUGAGAAAAAAGAGGACGGGGGGGAGAGACAAGAGAAAGAAGACGAGGCAGACAAUGAAGAUAAUGGGGAACCAUCCACGCUCAUCAAGACUGACUCCAAAACCUCCGACGAAGAGGUCAGGAAGCCAAAGCGAGUUAAGGCUCUCACUCUCUCUUCCCAACACGAAGAGGCAGAAGCCGUUUCUACACUCAAAACACCCAGCAGCGCAGCCUCUCUCCGUUACAACUAUUCCAUCACAAAGACCCCAAAGUCACCUCGCUCACCCCGACUCUUCAAACAUGAUCUAGUCCCCUCAUCUCCCCUAAGUUUCAGCAGCUUCGGUAAGAAGAAGAAGGCUCUGCUCAAAACCGAAAUCGAGAGGGAUGCCAGUUUGUGGAUGUUAGGGAGGAGCAGUGGUCUUUAUCCCAAGCGGAGACGGCAGCUGCCGUUCAACCCAGCCAACGUUUCAAGACAUGCAUACCGCGAUUCUGAUUCCGAUGAUGGAGAAGACAUGUAUACCCACCAUCACCAUGGUUUCCAGUCAUCGCGAUGGGAAACCGACGAAGCGGAGGAUGACGACGUAUACUUGCAUGUGGGUUGGCCCUGGGAUGGCCGUGGCUGCUACAACCCGUGGAUGAUGGAGCACGGAGCUACUCUGCUCGAAUUUUGCGUGAGAAAGCUUGAAGGGUUUAAUAUGGCCUGGUAGUUGGUCGGGCCAGAUGUGUAUUUUCAUUUGUUUUCCUCGGGUCGGCGUUUGUCUUGUUUCUGUGGAUUCACGGCGUUUAGAGGGGUUGGGCAGCGUUC